AUGGUUCUAUUGGAAAUUCAUCAGUGCUGCCAGCGGAACGAGGGAGAGAAGGAGAAGGAAGAUAUGGCUGCGCCGGAGUGCGAGCGAGAGGCGCGCAAGCGACGCGAGCGCCGUGACUCCGGUUGCGCACACGAGCGAAAAGAGCGCAGACCACACAGCGAGGAGCGAACACCACCGCCACCGCCUCCUCCCCCACUGCAUGACUAUAACCGACUUGAGUCGGAACGUCGAGCGGAACGCCUCUCCCGCGCUCGACGUCCACAGUAUGGCGGCAAGCGACGCCGUGCACCAGCGCGCUUGCCACGACAGCCUAAGGAAAACGACUGCCUGAAUCACUCAGAGGAGAUUAGAAGUGGCACACCACCACAUUUUGAAUAUGUUGUACAGCAAAAACCAGAAGUUUGUGAAGAUAAUGAGCGGUCGUACGUAACGGCUGGAGACGCAGUUGAGCAUACACGGCGUGAUGAACGCAGUGAAAUGCCUCGUCGCGUGCAACCCAGUCCUGACAGACGCAUCGAAAAGAUCAGCAAGAAGAUCAACUCCUUGAAGAAAAACAUUGCUAAAUAUGAGAGCGAUUUUGAGGCACGAAAUGGCUACGUCAUGACUCAGAGUGACCGUAUGACCGAUGUCCAACUGACUCGCAUGUAUGAAACAUUAAGAAAUUUGCAAGCAGAAAAGCGCUGUAUCAAAACAGAUCCCGUGGAAUAUGCGCUGAAAGUUCAGGCUGCAAAGUUGCAGAAAGAAAGGGACGAUAAACUCGAUGCAGCGCUUAAAAGCGAUAAGCCUAUGGCUGAAGUGGUACGAGAUAUUGAAGAGUGGGUGGAAUUCUGUCGCAAAGCGUCUGGACGCGCAAGCGUACCGGAGGCGAACUGGAGCCCAACACAACUGGCAGCGGAGAAGUCUUGCGUGCAGCGAGCGCUGCUCCGUCUAGAGGCGGCGCGCGGCCGGCCGCCCGCGCACUCGGCGGAGCGAGGCGCCGCGAGACACCUCUACGAGCGUUACCGCGCAGUCAAGCGGGCGCUUGCCGCUUUCCGACCCGAUGCCAUCAUCGGUACAACGAAUGGCGAGUUGGCUACGAUCCACGAACACGAGACUAUGCUCUUCAACACCAGCGUGGACAGCUCGAGUGAUUCACAGGAAAAGCCAUCUGAUUCAUCUCAGGAAACUGUAGAAACACCACUCCAAUCGCCCCCAACUCGUGAAACUGCAGAAGAGAUGCCGUCGUCUACAUCAUCAGCCCAGUCAGCCACCACCAGCGAAGAGGCAACUCCAUCCAACGAAGGACUGCAUUGCCUUGGAUUAGAGGAUUUAGCCAGAGCCCUUGGUGAAGCUAAACUUCUUAAAUUAGUACUCCGCCGAAGCAUCAAAGAAUACGAAGUUAACUUUGAAAUUCAGAACAGCAGGAAAGUUCAAAAUGACGAUAGGAAGAUUCGCGAAGGAGAAUAUCAACGGUACAGAGCUGUAAAGGCUAGGAUAAAGUUACUCAAUGCGCUGAUAACUAAACAGAAAACUGCUGCUGGAAACAGUAAUGAGGAGCUGGUUAGCAAAAAGAGGUAAAUGCAUUUUGUGUAUUUCACGGUUAAAAUCGAAAAAACUAAAAUACUACGCU
Melitaea cinxia (Glanville fritillary) is the source of this 1609-nucleotide messenger RNA. RefSeq names its product protein FAM13A-like. The transcript is spliced from 9 exons. NCBI's taxonomy places the organism in Eukaryota, Metazoa, Arthropoda, Insecta, Lepidoptera, Nymphalidae. The record is from RefSeq and is a predicted model, not a curated record. Bases 1 to 1557 code for a protein of 518 amino acids.